UUCGAAAUUUUUUAAAUAGAGUUGAAUAAUAUUUACAGUUUAUAACUCGUAUUUUAUUAGGAAUAUCGAAAUCUACAAGUUCUGUAAGGUCAUGAAGUGAAACAUUUCGAAAUCGUCUGUGUUAUCUUUGUUUGGGAAGCUCGCAGCCGGUAUCGCAGGUUCAAGCAACCCGGUUUAGUCAGAAUAGCCGAGUUAGCUUAGCAUAGUCAAGUGCUAAUUUUCAACCGAAGCUUUGUUCCGCGAGAGCCGCAAACUUUCCGUGUUUCAUGUGGACAGAAUCCCUGCAGGGAAACCAUGGGCUUGACUGGGAAGAAAUCCGAAAAAGGCCCAGUGUCCUGGAGGAGGAGGGUCAAGUCCGAGUACAUGCGCUUACGGCAGCUUAAACGCUUCAGAAGAGCCGACGAGGUCAAGAGCAUGUUCAAUUCCAACAGACAGAAGAUCAUGGAGCGCACCGACAUCCUAAAUCAGGAGUGGAAGCUGAGGCGUAUUCAGCCGGUGCACCUCAUGACCCCUGUGAGUUCGUUACGCGGGACAAGAGAGUGCGCGGUCGACAGCGGCUUUUCCGAAUUUUCCAGACAAGUGAUUCCUCUUAAAACUCUGAAUGCUGUAGCUUCUGUACCUGUGAUGUAUUCCUGGUCUCCGCUUCAACAGAAUUUCAUGGUCGAAGACGAGACUGUUUUGCACAACAUCCCUUAUAUGGGCGAUGAAAUCCUGGAACAGGAUGGCACCUUCAUCGAAGAGCUUAUUAAAAACUAUGAUGGCAAAGUUCACGGAGAUAGAGAGUGUGGAUUUAUAAACGAUGAGAUCUUUGUGGAGUUGGUGAGCGCUCUCAAUCAGUACAGCGACAAUGAAGAUGACGACGAGGACGACGACGAGGACCAGGAUGAGCUGGAUAACUGUGACGGGAAGCACGACGUGGAUGAUUCUCGUCGGAGGAAUGACUACUCCAAGAGGUUCCCCUCUGAUAAGAUCUUUGACGCCAUCUCUUCCAUGUUCCCUGAUAAAGGUUCUCCAGAAGAGCUCAAAGAAAAAUAUAAAGAGCUGACCGAGCAGCAGCUCCCAGGGACGCUUCCUCCCGAGUGCACGCCCAACAUCGACGGCCCGAACGCCAAAUCGGUCCAGAGAGAGCAGAGCCUGCACUCCUUCCACACGCUGUUCUGUAGGCGCUGUUUUAAAUACGACUGCUUCCUGCACCCUUUCCAUGCGACUCCCAACACGUACAAACGCAAGAAUUUGGAGAACGUGGUGGACGGCAAGCCAUGUGGUGUCGAUUGUUAUAUGUAUCUGGUUCAGGAUGGCAUGGUGAAGGAAUAUGCAGCGGACGUGGUAGCCGAGCGCUCGAAGACCCCCAUAAAGCGCACGGUGGGCAGGCGUAGGGGCAGAGUCCCCAACAGCAGCAGCAGACCGAGCACGCCCACGGUCAACGCGGAAACGAAAGACACGGACAGCGACCGAGAGGGCGGGACGGAUACGAACGACAGCAACGACAGAGACGACGAGGACAAGAAGGACGAGACCACCAGCUCCUCAGAGGCGAAUUCACGCUGCCAGACUCCUGUGAAAUUAAAGCCCUCCGAUCCUCCCGAGAACGUGGACUGGAGCGGGGCGGAGGCCUCCCUCUUCCGCGUGCUCAUCGGCACCUAUUACGACAACUUCUGCACCAUCGCCCGCCUCAUCGGAUCCAAAACCUGCAGACAGGUGUAUGAAUUCAGGGUGAAGGAAUCCAGCAUCAUCGCUCGUGCUCCCGCUGAAGACGAAGACACGCCGCCGAGGAAGAAGAAAAGGAAACACAGGUUGUGGGCCACACACUGUCGAAAAAUUCAGCUGAAGAAAGACGGCUCCUCCAAUCACGUGUACAACUACCAGCCGUGUGACCACCCGAGGCAGCCGUGUGACAGCUCCUGCCCCUGCGUCACUGCCCAAAAUUUCUGUGAAAAGUUCUGUCAGUGCAGCUCGGAGUGUCAGAACCGCUUCCCCGGCUGCCGCUGUAAGGCUCAGUGUAACACCAAGCAGUGUCCGUGUUACCUGGCGGUGCGCGAGUGCGACCCCGAUCUCUGUCUGACCUGCGGGGCGGCCGAGCACUGGGACAGCAAGAACGUCUCGUGCAAGAACUGCAGCAUUCAGAGAGGAGCCAAGAAGCACUUACUGUUGGCACCAUCUGAUGUGGCUGGAUGGGGCAUCUUCAUCAAAGAGCCAGUUCAAAAGAACGAGUUCAUCUCGGAGUAUUGCGGCGAGAUCAUCUCCCAGGACGAGGCCGACCGCAGAGGAAAGGUCUACGAUAAAUACAUGUGUAGUUUCCUGUUCAACCUGAACAACGAUUUUGUUGUUGACGCGACGAGGAAGGGAAACAAGAUCAGGUUCGCCAAUCACUCUGUCAAUCCCAACUGCUAUGCAAAAGUUAUGAUGGUUAAUGGGGAUCAUAGAAUUGGCAUUUUCGCCAAGAGAGCCAUACAGACAGGAGAGGAGCUUUUCUUCGACUACAGAUACAGUCAAGCAGACGCUCUGAAGUACGUGGGCAUCGAACGUGAAAUGGAAAUUCCAUGAAGCCGUCUACCUCUGGAUCAAACGCCUUACACACUUCAGGAAUUUUCUCUCCACAUGCAUUUUCAGUACCAGGUUUUAUAGGACAAGGUUAUCUUGGUUAUCUACUUGGAUAUUUUUAGCAGGUUUUUUACACUUCACCUGGGUUUUUUUUUUCCUCUGUAUUUUGUAUGUUCUCCUGACCAACAGGCUUACUCUGGGAAUUUUUGACAGUAACUUGAACAUUCACUUGUUUACAGCUUCAAGCCGUUUCUUCUCCCAGCGUUCCGGACAAUGUUCUUAUUUUAUUGUUAUCUCUGUAGACAGUUGGACCAAACCGAGGGUGUAGAACACACACACACACACACACACACACACACACACACACACACACACACACACACAGGCUGUACACUGACAUUCUUAUUCAUUAUGGGAUCAGUGCGGUGCCUAACAUCCCAGCACAUUAUGAACAAGUCUGAGCAGUUUUUUUGUUUGGUUUGUUUUCAUUAAAUCCGUGUUAAACCAAA
Trichomycterus rosablanca is the source of this 3050-nucleotide messenger RNA. It is a transcript of the gene ezh2, whose product is annotated as enhancer of zeste 2 polycomb repressive complex 2 subunit. Gene Ontology annotation, molecular function: protein binding; histone H3K27 methyltransferase activity; chromatin binding. Gene Ontology annotation, biological process: heterochromatin formation. Lineage: Eukaryota; Metazoa; Chordata; Actinopteri; Siluriformes; Trichomycteridae. The record is from RefSeq and is a predicted model, not a curated record. Bases 295 to 2544 code for a protein of 749 amino acids. Gene Ontology annotation, cellular component: nucleus; ESC/E(Z) complex. The transcript is spliced from 20 exons.